AUGGCAGUGGGGAAGGCCAUGCAUCAGACUAUCGCUUCUCUUCGUGUCCCACAGCAAGGAUGUGUGAGGCCCCCAAGCAGCGACCAGAACGAUAUGAACACUGCCAAAACUCCGUCCCGACCUUGGUCUUCCCGAGAAGGAGAAACAGGCCCAUGUCUACCGAUGCCCGAUGCCGUGAGCGUCACUUCAUCUGCGCCGAUGCUGGGCAGCGCCUUGGACGGCUUGAAGGCUCGCGAAGUAGCGUCCGCUAGUCGAGCCCAUCCAGCAUGGUGGUCUAACUAUGUGUUCGGACUCGCCCCGGGGUCUCGGGAUGGGCCAGGGAUGAAGCUUCAUGGCGCUUCGUAUAUACCAAAAAUAUACCUCAGCCUAUUCUACGAAUCUCUAAAGGAGUUAAUGGCUGUCGAGGACGAGAAUGAUGGGCAAGCCCGUGUGACUUGUCGACGAUGA
This is a messenger RNA of Microsporum canis CBS 113480, 447 nucleotides long. RefSeq lists its product as uncharacterized. The transcript has 3 exons. The record is from RefSeq and is a predicted model, not a curated record. The coding region runs from base 1 to 447 and encodes 148 amino acids. Lineage: Eukaryota; Fungi; Ascomycota; Eurotiomycetes; Onygenales; Arthrodermataceae.